UGGUAAGGGGCGGAGGGGAGCUUAAUAAGGAAUUGUUUAGUCUUAAAUGAACGCACAUGCGUUUCAAUGUAUGUUAACCGAUUCCUAAUUAAUGUUCUGCCAGCUUGUUUGGAGUGUUUAAGCAACUCACGAUGAUACAGGAUAGGAGGCAUUGGGUGUAAUAGUUACAGAAUAGAGGCGCGUUGGGAGCGCUUCUGGGAGGUGUUUAAGAUUUUGGCAUUUCAAGGACCCGACCAAAAGUUCUCCAGUUUAAUAACCCACUGUAGUUGACUUUCACUCUGAAUUCACGCCAUGUUUAACAUUUGAUCAAGACAAUGUAGUUCCGAUUUUGUCUGUCAGUAUAUGUGACUGCAAAUGGUGGAUUGUGCGCAAUAUCUGGAACAACUUUAAAACAACAACUGGUCUCAACGCUAAGCGGGUCAAGUAGCAAGGCUGUGUAGAAAUAAGCCUAGUGUUAGAACAACAACCAAGCACUGAAAUCGUCGGUUCCGGUAUCUUCCACCUCCGCCAGCGACUGAUGGUGGAAAAUGGAUUGGGAUUCGUUCCACGAAAGAUCAGAGCCAGAAUGAGACAGAUAAAACAUGGUUCUCGAGAGAAGGUGGUAUUGUUAAAUCUUUUUCUCUCUUCUACCACUAACUAUGCCGGUCCCGGGUCUCUCAAUGUGUGGAAUUCAAUCCAGUGUUGUAAAAACGGCGUGAGCGGCCGUUUUCGUUGUUUCUACAGACUGUGCAAGCUCCGCGGGCGAUGUCGGUACACACGGAGUACCUUCGCGAGGGACGGCGUAUAAACUGAACUGUCACCUGGAGCUGUAGGCGUGAGUUCCGCUAGCCUGAGCGCUGGGUCUGUGAGUACCGAGCCUUUGACUGUCCCUUUCAUUCCCUCGCCUCUUCUCCCCGUGAGUGUCGGAUGUUGUGCGCAGAAACAAGGAAGCGCCUCUCGGCAUAGCUCACCUCCUCCCCGUUCAGUCACUACAACUUCAUCGCCUCAGUCAGCCUAGUGCCCUGAUAUUCGACCUGUAUGCUGACCAGAAAAUCCCGAAAAGAGGACUGAGCCUUUACUGAGUCGAGCAUUUGGUUGCUUGCGACAGAAAGUGAGGCCAUUUCGCCCAGCGAGACCAUGCUGGCUCAUGGAGCAAAUCGGUUCCUUUUCUGUAAUUUUUUUCCUGUAGCUUGCUUUCCACAUUCUCAUCGAUUCUGCCACUCGCCCUACGCUCGGUGCAAUUCAUCGUGGUCAGCUAAACUACCGACCCGCAGAUCUUAGUGAAGUGGGAGAAACCCCACGUGGAGAGAAAGAAGAGAGCGCAAAUUUCGGAGAGACAACACCCGUGGAGGAGCUGUGAGGCUCUUCUCUAGCAGACGGAAGCGCCUCUUAAACACGGCAAGCAUCGCUAGGACUAGAGCCAGUGAUAGAGAAGGAUCUAAACUACGAAUUGGUGUGUUCUCUUUGCAAAAGUCAAAGAAAUCAGCAAAAAUUCCUGAAGAAUGUCCACUGACGGCAAUCAGAAGCAGCAAUAUCCUUUCAUGAAUACAUGUUUAGCAUUAAGGGGUACUACAAAGAAUCACUUGUGCUUAAAGUUGUCCAUGUGCCUUUUGUUUUCAUUGAAGUUGUUUAUUUUGAUUAUAUUAAUGCUUUACUACAGCAACAAAGGUGAUUUACGAUUUCAGGGUGUGAAGUACAAGGUAUCCAACCACAUCAAAUGUCCACCCGUUGACAUUAAUUUUGGGAGAAAUGCUUCAUCUCUCACUAAAAGUAAUACGACUAUUUUCUUUUUGGAGACCUCCAAACGAACCAACCCAACAUUUUUGACCAUGUGUUCUGUGGAAUCUGCUGCAAGGUCUCACCCCAAAGCCAAAGUUGUCUUUUAUAUGAAGGGGCUUACAGCUACAGGUGGUAAGCAAACCCUAGAGAUGUCUCUAUUGAACUGCUUUCCAAAUGUUGAGAUCAAGCCAAUAGAUCUGAAAGAGAUUUUUGCAGAUACUCCAUUGUAUUCCUGGUAUUUGCAACUGAAUACAUGGUGGCAACCCUAUCUUAUAACAACUAUUUCUGAUGCAGCAAGGCUUGCUGUAAUUUGGAAAUAUGGUGGAAUUUACUUGGACACUGAUAUUAUUGUUCUUAAAAAUCUGCUAAAUCUUACCAAUUCCAUUGGGAGAGAACAAAAAUAUUUAGUAAAUACAGCUUUUCUGGCCUUCAAUCAACACCAUGACUAUAUUGGACGUUGUUUGAAAGAUUUUGUUGAACACUAUAAUGGCUGGAUCUGGGGUCACCAGGGACCUCAGCUGGUAACUAGAAUGCUUAAAAAGUGGUGUCAAAAGAACAGUGUAACCAAGAUACAACAGUGCAAAGGAGUUAAAAUGCUAAAUCCUGAGGCUUUUUAUCCAAUCCGUUGGCAGGACUGGAAAAAGUACUUUGAAGUUGUAAGUCACUCAGAGGCUCAAGAGUUACUGAAGAAUUCUUAUGGCGUGCAUAUCUGGAAUAAAAAGAGUCAUGGAACUCGAUUCCAGAUAGGAUCCAAAGUGAUGAUUGACCAACUCAGCUCAGUUUAUUGUCCACUCUCAUACAAAAUGAUGAGCUGGCAGGAAAAUAUGUAAAGCAAUUAUUAUUACUUCAAGGACAUUAGUAUUCAAAUCAGAUUUAAAAAUUAUUUGAUUUCAGAUGAAAUCUGCAAAAUUGUUAACUUCAAUUUAAAGUUUUGCUCCAUGUGUUGUAUUUCCUGCAAAAUAACUGGUUGUUAAUAUCUUGUAUAAUUCUGAUGAUAAUAAAUUAUAUGUUUUAUCAAAACUAAAUUUUGUUGUUUAAGAAGAGGUUCAAAUAUUGGAGACACUUCAGACUUAUUGACGAGUUUUGAAUAUCCUUGCCUGGAGUUUCAUUCUGAACUUGCAUUUCCUUUUGUGUUUAACUUGCCGAGAAUGUGGGGCAAUCCAUAGAUCUAUCUUGUGCUUUAUUAU
Molecule: messenger RNA, 2945 nt
Organism: Mobula hypostoma (lesser devil ray)
Lineage: Eukaryota; Metazoa; Chordata; Chondrichthyes; Myliobatiformes; Myliobatidae
Product: lactosylceramide 4-alpha-galactosyltransferase-like
Exons: 2
Coding region: 1482-2588 (368 amino acids)
Biological process (GO): glycosphingolipid biosynthetic process
Molecular function (GO): hexosyltransferase activity
Source: RefSeq, a predicted model, not a curated record